AUAGUGACGUUAGUUAAAUAUGGACGAGAUCUAUCUUUAACCAUAAGUAUUAAUCAUCAUCAACAUUGCAACCAAACAGUAACGUGUCAAAAGCCUUUAUUACCUGAAAAAUUGUAUUUUCUUUUUUUGUUCAUUUACUCCCGGCGAUUCUCUCUCUCUCUCUCUCUAAAAGAGAAGCUUCAGACAACUUUCUUGAACUCACUAGAUCUUAUUCUUUGUUAUUGUUCUCUGUCCGUAAAGUUUUCUACUUUUUCUUUUCCGAUGAGGUGUAAAAGACAUAUAGUUGAUUUCAGUAGCAGUAUCGGCGUCUGCGCUUCUUGUCUCCGUGAACGUCUCUUUUCCCUCGCCGCUUCAACCGCCGCGUCAGAAAGGAUCUCUCCUCCUCCUCGUCCUCUGGUGUUCCCUCGCUCGGUUUCUCCUUACGUCUCCGCUAGAAAAUCCGACGCCGGAAGAGGAGACAGCUCCCUAGCUUCUUCUCAAAACAGAUUCUUCCCAACGCCGCAAGUAACCUCCACCGCCGGAGUCGGAGGAUCGUCGGAAAAAAUCUUCGACUCCGGCAGAUCGUAUAAGAAGAAACAGAGCAGGCUAUCUCGGUUCUCUAGCUUAUUCAGGUCAAGAUCCGACGAGUUUCAAGACUCCUGGAUCGCGUCGACGUCGUCCACGUCGCGUUCUUGGCUCUCGAAGGUUCUCUCCGUCCGAUCGAAAAAGCCAUCUCCCAACGACACGUGCUACAUCGAGGAUUUGAUCGCUUCCGAGUCAAGCCAUCGACCAAGGCAGAGAUACUGCAGAGGAAUGUCACCGGCGACGGUGGAUUACGAGGAAACUCCCGAGAGAGUGAAAAGAACGCCGGCGGCGGCGAUGAUGGGAACUCCGGGGAGAAGAAAGACGGCGAUGAUCGGUACGGGGAUGGGUUUCUGCUUGAGUCCGUUAGUGAGAGCUAAACCUUCUAACUGGAAAGGGAAACUUCCGCCGGAAUUUGGAUACGCCACCACCGGGGAGAUGAAGUCUCCGGCGAGGCCUCACAUUUCGACGGCGGCGUCUUUUUGCGCGAGCCGGUCUAAGAAGCUUGUCGAUUUAGGACGGGUUGAUCCACGCCGUUGAUGUGUUUUUUUUUCGGUUUGGUCGUUAUAAGACCGUUCUAUAUACGUAAUUACUUAAAUACCCCUUACAAGAUUCAUAUGAUAGUUUUUACUAUACCAACAGAUAAUGAGUGGAAAUUUUCUCUAUAUUAUAGUGCAACUAUGAAAGUCUCAUACUCUCAUUGUAUAUUAAAACAGAUUUUACCUCGGAGAUUAGACGAAAAAAAAUCUAAGUGAUAGAUUUUAGAAGAAGAAAAAUUAACGUAUGACUAGUUCAGGUAUGAAUAAUAGUCAAAUAUUACAAUUUUUUCUUUUGAAGUAUUCAAAUCAAGAACCAGUGUGCUUUGAGUAAAUUUCAUUCUAUAUUAUAAUAACACUAUGAAAGUCUUAUUGUAUGGUAUUUUUGUAUGAAGUAUGGUAUUUUUUUUUUGAAUGAA
Molecule: messenger RNA, 1516 nt
Organism: Brassica napus (rape)
Lineage: Eukaryota; Viridiplantae; Streptophyta; Magnoliopsida; Brassicales; Brassicaceae
Exons: 1
Coding region: 262-1101 (279 amino acids)
Source: RefSeq, a predicted model, not a curated record